GUACGGUUGUAUAGGAAAAAUACAGAAUGAUACACGUAAGUAAAAUACCGUGCUACCUGUUAUAUACUCCAAAUGAUGCGCUUUCGCGUAGAUGCACCGCGUGGAGGCGCCUCAGUAACGUUGUGCGCAAGCGUAUGGGAAUGGGAGUAUCGCCAAUCAGGGCGAAGAUGCGCACGAAUGAACGAAAACUGGUCUUUUCGCAGUUAUACUCUCUCGUGAAAGCAAGUAUAUGUAAAAAAUUCUUCCCUAAAAAUGUAGACCGUAAACAAAAAUGGUUUGAAGCAAUCGGUCAUGUUGUUAAUUAUUCAUCUGCUCGUAUUUGUAGUGAUCAUUUUUCUAAAAAUGAUUUUAAUCAUGAUAGUACAGAAAGGAAGCGUCUAUUUUCAACUGCAAUACCUAUAAGUAAAGAGAAUAGUUUAACACACAGGGAAAUAAACGAGCAGACAAAUGAAGACACAAACUGUUUAGAUCAAAACACGAAUGUUGCUGCUACUAGAAAGAGGAAAAUUAGUAAUGUGCAAAUCGGUACCUGUAAUGAAAAUGUGCAACAUAAAAAAAUUUAUUUGAAUCUUCCAAGUAAUGCAGUUGCAACAUUUACAAGAAGCAACUUUACAUCUGAUGAGGCAUGGAAUACAUUUGUCAGGUCAACAAUAUAUAGUAGGCAGAAAAGGAGAUUUAUUAUGCAAACAUGCAAACGUUUGAGGAAAAGAGUUUGCAAUUUAAGAAGCUUAUUGAAAUUUUUGGGAAAUAAGCGGUUAUUAGCAAAUAAUAGUAUAGAUGCUAUAAAAAUUAAAUAGGUCCAACUAUGGAGUCAGCAAACUUCACUGCACAGUAAAUUCUCAAAGAAAUGUCAACCACCUUCAAGGUUGGAAAAGAUAGCUUGAAUUAAUUUCUAUUACUUCAACAAAAGUACAUGAAUUUUAGAAACACCAUUAAUCCUAAGAGGGUCGGUAUUAAUUCACUACAUUUAUUCUUAAAAAUUCUAUAUAUAUAAAAUAAGUAACAAAAUUUAACUUAAAUUGUAGAAUAUAGUGCCACCGCAUGUAGAGGAAAUUAUUAGAAAAAUGAUCACGAAGAAACGAAAUGCAAGUUAUACACAAGAAUUAAAAACAUUUGCGGUUACCCUGCACUUCUAUUCUUCAGCUGCGUAUAAAUACGUUAGGUCAUCAUUUUUAAAAUAUCUACCUCACGAAACUAGUCUCCGGAGAUGGAUGAGAAAUUUUAAUAAUGAACCAGGUAUUUGUGAGCAGGCGAUAUAAGAAAUUCGUAAUCAAAUCAACCAAACCAAAAAUGGAAAUAAAGAAUUGAUUUUUACUUUAGUGUUUGACGAAAUGAGCAUCAGAAAAAAAAUAGAAUUUGUGAAUGGAGAAGCUGUUAGGCUUUGUCGAUUUAGGCAACGGAGUCACUAGCCAAACUGAAGCUAGUCAAGCUCUUGUUUUCAUGCUUGUCAAUAUAAAUGGAAAUUUUAAAAUUCCUAUUAUAUUAUACAAUAUCUAAUUUGUCAAUGUUUUCGUUUUAUGCCAACUAACAUUUUUGAAGAUGAUUCGCAUAUGCUAGAUCAUCUCCGUUAUUUCAUCAUCGCCGUCAAGUUAUUAAGUUAAUUUUAAAAAGUUUCUAGAAGUACGUUUGUAUUAUGAAAGUAAACAGUUUCAAAAUAAUGUUAAUAGGGUAAGAAUGCGUAAUAAUAAAAUAACUCUGUAACAAAGACAAUAAAUAAUGAUUAUUAUUUCGGAAAA
This is a messenger RNA of Osmia lignaria (orchard mason bee), 1736 nucleotides long. Lineage: Eukaryota; Metazoa; Arthropoda; Insecta; Hymenoptera; Megachilidae. The record is from RefSeq and is a predicted model, not a curated record.